CUUGCUAGGAGAGGCUGAGAAAGGCAGCUCUAGGGGAUUUACUUCCAGCAGCAGCAGCAGCAGCAGCACAUGAUCCGUCAAUCGCGUGAUUCUCACCACUGCAGGCUAAUGGGGAGGGUGAAGAAAAAGUGAAUGCUGCUCUGGGGAAGCAACUACAUUUUCUUCUGCUUGUGGGCCCCCUCCACCAGCCGGACGCUUCAUGGCUUCUCCCAGGUUAGAAACCUACUGCUGCCCAAACCGGGAUGCAGCUACCCAGCUAGUGAUGAACUUCCAGCCUGAAGUCUUCUGUGGAGUUUGCAUUGGCAGCGCCUCUGUCAGCCUGCUGCUGACCAUCCUGCAGCUCUUGCCAAAGAAGGGACAGAGCCCACGAAAGAUGCCCAAAGCCUCUUCCUCUUCCACUAUCCUUCUCCUUAUCUCCAUCUGUGACAUUCUUGGUGGCUUAGGUAUGAUCUUCAGGUCAAGUGUAUGGCUAGGCUUCCCAGACUUCAUAGCUAACAUUUCUGUGGCGAACGGGACUGACGUUUGGCCUUCUGUUUUCUGUGUGGGGAGUGCGAUGUGGAUCCAGCUAUUAUACAGCGCAGGCUUCUGGUGGUUGUUUUGCUAUGCUGUUGAUUCUUACUUGGUGGUAAGGAGAUCAGCUGGACUGAGUACAAUUGUGCUGUACCACAUGAUGACAUGGGGCCUCGCAGUGAUGCUCUGCGUGGAGGGAAUUGCACUGCUUUACUACCCAUCGCUCUCCAGUUGUGAAAAUGGCUUGGAGCAUGCAGUCCCACAUUACAUCACAACCUAUGCCCCACUCCUGCUGGUGCUGAUGGUCAACCCAAUCCUGUUUAGGAGGACAGUAUCAGCAGUUGCCUCCUUGCUGAAAGGGAGACAAGGGAUCUACACAGAGAAUGAAAGACGUCUGGGGACAGAGAUCCAGAUUCGCUUCUUCAAAAUUAUGCUGGUAUUUGUAAUUUGCUGGUCAUGCAAUAUCAUCAACGAGAGCCUUUUGUUCUAUCUUGAAAUACAGCCAGAUAUCAAUGAAAUGCCCCUCAAAAACAUCAGAAGUGCUGCACUGAUCACAUGGAUUAUCAUGGGGGUUCUAAAUCCAAUGCAAGGCUUCCUGUUCACAUUGGCUUUCUAUGGCUGGACAGGGUGGAGAGUGGACCUGAAAUGGCGAAAAAGAGAAAUACCCUGGGAAUCGAUGUCCUCAUCAACUGCGGGUGAAAAUGCCUAUCCCUCACCAGUGAAUUACCAAGGCAACACCCAUGAUUCAAAGAAGAUACCAACAACUGACAGCCAGCAGACUGAUGAUGCUAUAAGCAUGUUAUCUGAAGGUAACACCAGUAGUGAGGAUAGAUUAACCAGAAGCUCUCCCAUCUACCAGGGCUGGUAGUUCAUAGGCACAGAGCUGGAUUCCACUUCUCAUGUUUCCAAGACUCAUAAAAGCACAUCACUGUGUGAACCCUUGCAUAUUCUGGAAUUAGGUUUCUGCCCGAUGGCUUGAUGUCCUUUCCUAUAACUUCUGUGUGUGAGAGAGAUCAUGUGAGACAGAGAGAUAUUGUGGUUUGUGUCUUCAUUUGCCUUGUAGGACAUGCCCUAACAGGUACAAAGACCUGGUCCUUUUUCAGCGGGAGUGUAUCCCUACAAAGAUCUUUAUUACUUAGUUUCCAUCCAGUUUGUUUUAAUCUCUCUUGUAAUCUAUACACGAUAGAAAAGUCUUUUGCUGAAAUAAAUGAAUUAUUACUA
Molecule: messenger RNA, 1731 nt
Organism: Pogoniulus pusillus (Red-fronted tinkerbird)
Lineage: Eukaryota; Metazoa; Chordata; Aves; Piciformes; Lybiidae
Gene: GPR143
Product: G protein-coupled receptor 143
Exons: 8
Coding region: 200-1378 (392 amino acids)
Biological process (GO): regulation of calcium-mediated signaling; melanosome organization; G protein-coupled receptor signaling pathway
Cellular component (GO): melanosome membrane; plasma membrane
Molecular function (GO): L-DOPA binding; L-tyrosine binding; dopamine binding
Source: RefSeq, a predicted model, not a curated record